ACGUGAAACACUGUAAAAAAAGAAAAGAAGCAAAAUCAAAGAAAAACCUAAGAUAUGUUAUAGGGUAGUAGGUCUAAUUCCUUCAAAUAUAUUUUAUUUAAUUUUAAGAUACAACAGUGUUGUAAAAAGGUGCAACAAGCGGUAAUCAAUAGUUUCCGAACACACGCACAGUACAGCCAGUGCGCAUGUCAAGUUUGUGGAGGUCAAAAGCGGUGUGUUGUUGUGACUGUGAUCGUUCUCCGACGUGACACUCGUCAACAAGCUGUGGAGCUGAAGGAAUGAUGUUUAGUAUGUUCUAAGCAUCUUUUAUUUCACCGGUGUUUUUAUUAUUAUCAUUGCAUAAAAGGAAGAUAAACAUGCACGGGGAAGGACAGGAUACUCUUCGCAAGGGCACUGACCCUACAUUAAUGUCAGUUCGAGGUCGCAUGCAAAACAGACGUCAAAAACUCAACCAGAAAAUUAACAAAGAAAUGCGCAUGAGAGCUGGUGCUGAAAAUCUCUACAGAGCUGCAUCAAAUAAAAAGUUAAAAGAACAAGUAGCACUUGAAUUGAGCUUUGUCAACUCAAAUCUACAAUUGCUAAAAGAAGAACUCGCAGAAAUCAAUAGCGAUGUGAUUCCAUACCAAACGGACAGCAUCAUGGAAAGUGUUCCCAUGAUUCCAUUAGGUUUCAAGGAGACGAACGAUGUCGAUGUUAAGCAGGCUUUUAAGGAUUAUAUUCUAGAACAUUAUAGUGAGGAGGAUGACAAAUUUAUGAAAGAAAUUAAUGAUUUUUUACAAUUACGUCAGGCCAUCAAAACACCAUCUCGUAAUGAUGCUGGCAUUGAACUUUUAUUUGAAUAUUACAAUCAACUAUACUUUAUUGAACAUCGAUUCUUCCCACCAAGUAGGCAUUUAGGAAUCUACUUCCAUUGGUAUGAUGCUUUGACUGGAGUGCCUUCUGUACAACGAUCGGUAGCCUUUGAAAAGGGCAGUAUUCUCUUCAAUAUUAGUGCUUUAUAUACACAACUAGGCUCGAAACAGGAUCGUAGUAAAGUGGAAGGCAUCAAUAAGGUGAUAGAUUAUUUUGAAAGAGCUGCGGGAGGAUUCCGGUAUCUUGCCGAGAACUUCAGCCAUGCACCGAGUAUGGAUAUGAGUAGCCCAGUCCUUGGAAUGUUUGUUAGUCUUAUGUUGGGUCAAGUUCAAGAAGCAGUUUUUGAAAGGAGAGUUCUUGGAGGCGUAGAGGAGAAUAUACAGUCAUAUAUAGAAGUCGCACGAGAGGCUGCUAAGGUUUCAACAUCCUAUAGUAAUGUGCACAAGUCCAUGAUGCACCAGCAAGUUAAGGACUACAUCCCGUACGCCUGGAUCUCCAUGGUUUUAGUUAAAUCACAACACUUCAAAGCAUUAUCGCACUAUUACGUUGCUAUGGCUCUCAUUGGUAAAAAAUCUGGUUCUGAGUAUGAUGUGGCAAAGUUAAAAGAGCUUUUUCCAGAAAUUCAUGUAGAUGCUGAUAUACCAAAUUUGAAAGUACCAACAGAUUAUGAAUCAAGGAAAAGGCUAGUUUUAAUUAUUUACAUAGUUAAUCUUCUCAUGUUUAUAGGCAAGUCAAGUUACCAGCCUGAAUUUAUAACUCCUGAUUUUGCUAAUGUCAAAGUGAAAGACAUAUUCCAUGGCUUGGGACCAUUAGCAAUUUUCAAUGCUAGGAAUCAAUGGACAGCACCCAGAGAAGUAUCCAUUACAAGAGGAUCGGAAGGGUUUGGGUUCACCGUUAGAGGUGACUCACCAGUCAUCAUCGCCAGUGUGGACAAAGAUGGACCAGCAUUGAAAGCCGGAGUAAAGGAAGGGGAUUUCAUUGUUACUGUAGGAGAUAAUGAUGUCAAGUGGGCCAAACAUGACCAGGUUGUCAGGUACAUUGUAAGUUGUCCAGGCCAACUAUUCAUGAACAUAGUGACUCCUCUAGGCGAGGCCUUGAUUCACCCGCAAGAUCAACGACGGCUCAAUGGACAAUCAAACGGUAACGGAGAUACGAUGAGCGAAGCUACAACAAUUGAGAGGAAGAAUAAAAAAGGAUUUCUGUCCUCAAAAAAUGGAGGAGUAACAACAGAACAAUCGAUUUUGGACAAAAAAAAUAAGAAAGCACCAAAGGUGCCACCAAAAAGUGUGGAAAUCACAAACAAAACGGGCACAGGGAAGAAGAAAGAAAAGGAAAAGAAAUCGGGCAAAAAGGACAUUAAAGGAAAAUCAGUAGAUGCAACCGUUCUUGGAGAUAAACCACAGGCAUUAUGGUAGCAAUGUAGAAAGUUGUAAAAUACAUAGUCGAGACAGUUUGCUGAAGGCUAUGGACAAGAGUUGGAUUGAAUUGCAUUAAAGGCAUUUAAUCGUAACAGUCAAGAUUGAGGACCUUCAUAAACGUCAGCUUUCAAUGCAUAACAUAAACUGCAUUUACUGUAUUUAAAUUAUAUCUUGCCAAUUGAGACGUUAACUAAUGAUGGAGUUUCCAAAAUUAUGGUGUCUAUCACGGAGUGAGGAAAGCUAUUUGAUAAGAUGCAGUGCCUCCUAGAUAAUGAACUACUAUUGCAGCGAGAGUUAAUGGCCAAUUAUUUUUAUCUCGGCAGCCGGCGAAUUUCUCCUGUUAUAAUGUUUUCCAAAUAGCAGGCUUCCAACUUUAUUGCGAUUCUUUCCUUGGAAAUUUCAAACAAACUAUAAUCAGGUAGAAGCCAGAUAAUCUAGCGUUGAUAUAUAUAUAUAUAUAAUUUGGUUGUAUUGAUUUUGGGCAUUCAAGACAAAUAAAUAUUUAUUUAACUGUGCAUAAUAUAAUUAGUAUACUGGCAAAAGCUGCUAUUAUUAAUUAUAACAAUUCAACAAUGAUCUACGUUAUUGGUUGUGAAACUAUGACCUAAUUUUCCACUGUGCACGCUUCAUUCUAGAAGUAGCGACCAUAUAUUUUGCGUUAUACACGUGCCAACAAUUACACUUAGAUCACUACCGCAGACUUGUCUUAUGACGGUUCAUUCUUCCAACCAAUCAGGUUAGGUGUACAGAAGCAUUUGAAAAAUUUGCCUACCUAUUUCCCCUUCCAGGGGCAUGCAAAGCCCCUGAAAUAUAUUUAGAAUAUGGGAGUGGAAGGUAUUUUAGACAGUGCUAACACCUUGACACCUUUAGCUUGAAUUACCAUCAACUUUACUCUUUUCUAUAGCCAGUCUCGCACGUUGUGAUUUUUGCUUACAACAAGCUGCGCUACAACACGAUCAGUCUACAAUCAUAUAGUGCGUGGGAGUUGGCAGUGCAUGAGAGUUAUUAUGAAUAGUGUCCAAUAUCAUUCAGUUUGAAGAUAUUCAAAAAAUUGUAGUUGUAAGUGUCGUAGCGCAGCUUAUCGUAAGGAAAAUCGCAACAUGUGCAACCAGCUUAAGAUGUAUCAAAGUGAAGUGGUCUUCAUAGUAGAGUAUAGUUUUACAUAAUAUAAGUACGGUAAUAAUUUAGAUGAUAAUGAUAGAUGAUUGUAUGGGGUUUUAAACCAUACAAUUUAUUUGUCCAUCCUAGUUCAUUAUUAUAUAUGCAACAAAUAAGUUCUGUGGAUUAUUAAAAAUGUUAAUGAUGUUAUGCCCACCUAUAGAAUGAAAUUGUGAGUAUGCAAAACAGACCUAAUUUAGUAAAGUGUAGUAUAAAUUUAUGUCAAUGUUUUUUAUCCCAAUAUUCAAUAAUUUAUGUUUUUUUUUUAUUGUUCUGAAUUUUUUGUAUUUGUAACAAGCAAGCUUUUAUCCAUAUUUAUGUGCAAUUUGAAAAUCAAUAUAAGAUUUAUUUAAACACCUUAUUUAUACCCAUUUUACUCAGUAAUAAUGUAUUCAAAAACUGAAUUAAUAUCCCUAUUACUGUACUGGUCUAUAAAAUAUGUAUUGUGUAUAAACAAUAGUUAUUUGACUAAAUGUCAUAUUAUAUGCAUCCACUGUAAACUGUUAAUGUCAUAGGUCAUUCAAAUUUGCAUGCUAAUUAACAUAAUAUUUAAUAUUAUGUGUAUGUAUUAAUGUACCAAAAUGAUAUGAAUUAGUGUUUACUAUGUGAUGAAGAAUUAUUAUUAAUUUAAUUAAAUUUGUCAUUAAUAAUUAAAUUUCUUAAUAAUAUAUCUUGAUUGAAUAUCUCAUUACAUAUUCCAAUUACAUUGCUCAAAACAAUUCAGUUUAUAAUUUCAGUUCACUCCUUAUAUAUUACACACCAAUGUGUAUAUUUUUCAUUAAUAAACAAAUUUGUAAUGUUUUUAUCCUUAUUUGUAUAUAGUGUUCUUUACAUACUUGUAAAUGAAUUGCUGUCUUUCAUGUUUUUUUCAAUUGUACAGAAACAAUUUUCAGUGUGAAUCUUACUUUUGAGUUCUUCUUUCAAAGUGUACCUGUUUUUCAUGUUGGCAUUCAGUGAGAAAGAAAUUGCAUUAAAUGCAAGAUGUGUACAUAUUGUCUAGCUAACUACAGUACCUUAGAAGUUAUUAUAACGAUAUUAUUAUUUUAUCUUAGUUCGUUUGUCAUGUAGAGGGUGAUAUAUUUAUUGGGAAAUUUAACUGUAUUGGUUUUCGAUUUAACAUCAAAAAUUUAUAAUGAUAAAUCACUUGCAGAUACAAGUUUUAUCACAUUUUUGUCAACCUAAUCUGGACUGUAACUUGUAGGUUGUUGUUGAUGCAUGGAGAAAAUAACUAUGGUUAAUGUAAAUAAUGGCCUCAAGAAAGUACAAAAGUGUGUUUGCAAAACUGUGGACGUAAGAAUUUUUUUUUACGUUACAAAUUUUUGAUGUAUAUAUAUUUAGAACAUAUUAUUUUCUGUUUUAGAAUCAAGGUAUUUAUUGUCUGGUUUAUUUAUGAAUGUUCCCUUCAUUUUGAUCACUAUUUUAUUUAUUAAAUUGUUAUGCUAAUCUUGGAAGCUUCUUUUUAAGCCUAAAAUUCCAAAGCACUAUAUUUGACUUGAAAUUUGAAAUCUGCUACUUGGCAGUUUUUCAUGAUGAAUAUAUUGGGCAGUGGCGUAGAAAAGUAUUUUUCAUUGGGAGUGGGGAUGAUUGAAAAUUCUUGGAAUUGACAUAAAAUUACUGAUGUCGUACACACCCUUCAGUGUGAAAAUGUGGCUUGCUUUGCAAGCA
Anneissia japonica is the source of this 5093-nucleotide messenger RNA. RefSeq names its product rhophilin-1-like. Bases 357 to 2267 code for a protein of 636 amino acids. The transcript has 13 exons. The record is from RefSeq and is a predicted model, not a curated record. Lineage: Eukaryota; Metazoa; Echinodermata; Crinoidea; Comatulida; Comatulidae. Gene Ontology annotation, biological process: negative regulation of stress fiber assembly; signal transduction. Gene Ontology annotation, molecular function: protein binding.